This is a messenger RNA of Phialemonium atrogriseum, 5415 nucleotides long. RefSeq lists its product as uncharacterized. The record is from RefSeq and is a predicted model, not a curated record. Lineage: Eukaryota; Fungi; Ascomycota; Sordariomycetes; Cephalothecales; Cephalothecaceae. The coding region runs from base 1 to 5415 and encodes 1804 amino acids. The transcript has 3 exons.
AUGCCUCACGACUAUCCGGCCACCGCCGGGCUCUCCGGUGUCACGAUGGACGUCUCCGCCCUCGUCUCGCAGAUGAACGAGACGCUGUCCACCAUCCACAGCACCAUCGCCUCGCUCAAGACCACGGGCCACGACUCGCGGCUCGACGACCUUGAGCGGCAGCGCGACCUUGCCAUCUCGUCCCUGCAUAAGGCCUUCGACCAGGAGGACACAGUGCUCUCGCAGAGGCGCCAGGCCGAGCGGGACGAGAUAGCUCAGCGCAGGAGGAGGGAGGAUGAGGAGCUCGAGCGGAGGCGGCGGCUGGAGGACGAGGAGCUGGCCGAGAAGCAGAUAAGGGAGGACGAUGAACGGCGGGCGAGGCUGGAAGGCAAGGCGCGGGGUGUGGAAGAGGAAACUGACGAGCAGAUGGGUGUUGUUGAGGAGGAGGCCCAGAGGAUGCUGGACGAGGGGAGGGACAAGUUGCGGCUGCUGGAGGAGAAGCGACAGGAGCUCAAUCGUCUCAUUGACGAGCAGCUCAAGAUUGCUCUUCCGGCUGCCCCGAAGCGGAGGAGGAGCAUGCGCGCCAGCGCGCACACGCCGCCCCCUGUGGCCGCAGAAAGUAAGCCACCGGCGCCUGCUCUGGCUGACGAACAUGUCGGUAACAACCUUGCUGUCAAGGCCCCUGAAGAGAAUGGCAACCCGGAUGGCAAAGUGCCAAGGCUUGAGAAGCGGCUGGCACUGGCGGAGUGGCUCCGGCGAAACGAAGCUACCCGGAAGGACCAAGAAAAGGGACGUCCACAUCUUGAGGACGCCCGGAACCAUAGUCCAGUUCGUGGUGGAUCAACGUCGGUGUUGACUACGGAAGAGGAUGGUCAAUCUACAGGAUCGCUUCCGGUUUUGGAAGAGAUGCCAGAGUCAGAAUCUUCCCAAGACCCCAAACCGGAGCAUGCCGACCUCUCGCACAGGGCUGAGACCCCUCUUUCCAAAGACCAGACACCCGAACCCAAGUCCCUCUUUGGGUCUUGGGGGAAGACGAUGCGCAGUCUUGUCAGCAGCCAGCCGAGCUCUAGCAGAACUGCCCUCCCGGAUGGCCAAGGACACCCGCCAGGCGUCCCGGAUCUGGACCACGACCGGAGCGUAUCAGCUCCUGGUAGCUACCCUACGGAGGAAGAACCCACCGUCACUGGACCCAUCCCCGAAUUGCAGACUAGCCCGGAGGUUUCGCCUGCCGAGACAUUGGGUGAGAAGGCAAUUGAGCAAGGACGCGCAGACGUCGAUAUCGAGAUGGACGCAUCUGAGAUUGGGAAUGGCAACGACAUCGCGGGCCAAGCUGUUGAUGCGACACUGGCUACAGGUGAUCAAGAGGCUUUUGUCGAGGAUGGGGAUCUCCCAGUCAAAGACGACCAUCACGUCACGCCUGUUACUGAAAAGCAUGAAGAAGUCGAAGAAGCGAUCUGCUCCGCCGAUGAAACGCUUAGCGAGAAGUCUACCAUCAGCGAGGAGACAGCCCGCCAGGAAAGGCUGUUUGGUAUGUCGGGGAACGAGGCCAUACCGGGCACCAUGACACACGGCUCCGCUGAUUCGGGGAGCGAUAUCGUCGAGCCCAUUCCGGGGACCAUGACCCAUAGGAAUGACUUCCCUACCUUGGCACAGGAGAUACCUUCUAGGGCCACAGACCAUGCAGAUCCGAGAUAUUGUUCGGCUGAUGGUCACUCCAACGAGGCAUUUGCUCCAGCUCGAGAGACGGUCGAUGUCCAGGAACUGGUGGGGUCGCCUACGACUCAUUCUUUGAGCCACGGAGUGUCAAUUGAGGACCUCCCCGGUUCGCUUGCAUGCGAGACACUUGAUUCUAUGGCUGAAGCCUCGCCCAGAUUCCCCGAGAAGGUUGAACAUAUGUUUGCUGAGCCUUCUGAGCCCGCUGGCCAUCUUAUAAGUGCCAUGGAGUCUGACGGUCAACCUACCACUAAUGACAACAAGAUGGAAGUCCUGCAGCCAGAGGAUCUGUCCCCUGCCGAAAUACUCAUUGAAGAGACGAGUGAAGUAGCCGAGGCCACUUCAUCAGAACCCUCUUCACCGGUCGAGCAUACUCUCUACGCCCAGGAUUCCCCAAGCGAAGACACUCUGUCUGGCUUGGAACCGGAGAGCUUGCAUCCAGACAUGGUCCGAGAAGUGCCUGAUCUAGCGCCCGAGACACAGCUAGCAGACGAAACAGGCGGCGGGCUUGUGGACCAAAGUGCCCUUGUCAUAGAUGGGGACCACAGUGAAGAAGAAAUCGAACAUGGGUCUGAGCCAUAUCAACCUGAUGAGGUGGACCAGGACGGCCCUACAGAUCAGGCCCAUGAAGAAAUCGAGCUGGUAAUACACCAGCGCCCCGACGACCCGGCUGAACAGAUGCCGCAGCCGGAGCCGGAGCCGCAGGAGAGUUACCAGUCGAGUUGCGAUGAAUCAUCCGUCUCGUCUGCUUCGGAUGGUGCCGAGACAUACUCAGACCUAGACACCACGGUAGAGCUAUUGCCGCUUCCGAGCACACAGGUUGCGUCAGCUGAACAUCACGAGCCCGCCAAAGCGACUUCGGAGCCCGAGGCCGAAGCCGAGCCGGAACCUGAGCCCGCGGCCGAUCCCAAGGCCGGCCAUGAGGAGGAUGACCCCGAACCCAAGCCUACUGACUCGACCGCCUGUAUCGGCAAUCCAGCCAGUGACAGCGACGGGGAGGUGCCAAGGGCGGAAGCCUGCGAUGAAGCCGAGCCAGGGUCUCGACAAGUCGGCAGCCAGGAUAUCGUCGAUCGUGUCGUGGAAGAGCCCGAACUUGGCGUCGCAGGUGUUGGCGAAGAGGAGGUCCCCCUCGAAGACGUGCAGCAUGUUCGAGCUGACCAGACGCCUGGGUCAUUGCAGGCUGGGGAAGUUGAGGGGAGACUGGAUCAUGCCCCAGAGAGCGUGCCUUACUCCCCAGAGGCCAUGCAUUACUCAGCCAGUGAAGAGAUUGGUUAUCAUGGCGACGGGGUUGUGGAAAACCAACCUAAUGUUGCGCCGUCGGGUGAUGAACAUGAGCCUCCGGAAGAGGUAGACAUGGAUGGCGUGAGCGUUUCGGAUCAUCCCCCUAUUGAAGACAAUGGGUGUGAUGUGGUCGGGGGCGGCGAAUGGAUCGAAACUAGCCAACACUUUGAGCCGCCUGGAAACCAGGGCGAUGAUCCAUCCCACCUAUGUCCAGCUUUUGUGGACGGAGAUCUAGAUAAUGGCGAGGAACGCAGGGUGGACGACCAAAGCGAGUCACAUAUGACUACCUACGGCCAGGUCGAAGAGUUCUCUCGGUUGCUCCGCGAGAGAGACACGGGCCAAAGCCCCCUUGGACUGGUCGACAGUAACGCCGAUUCUGGGUCUCAACCUUUUGUCACGCCGCUUGCCUCGGCUGGUUUCCGGUCGCCGCCAUUGAACUCUGAGGACGAAUUGAUCGACGCCGAGGAGGAAUCAAGCCAGGCUGAUGAGUAUAACAGCCACUAUGAGCUCGAGGACGACCAUACAACAACGGUCCAUGGCCAGGAUGAUCUGUUUGAUGACGAUGAUCACAGCGACGAGCACGCUGAGCAUACGUCGGAUGACGAGCGUGAAGCUCUUGGCCAUGACUUCCAUGACGACGGGGACCCGUCGGUUAAGGAGCACGUUAUCACGAGCCACCUUGGCUAUGUUGAUGAUGAGCCCAUAACUGCGGUGCCCGCGGGGCCGGAACAACGGUCGACAAGCGGUCCGGGGGAGUCCCAGGGAGAUGAAGGACAUCUGACCAUUUCAACGGCAGAGUGGGCAGACGACCCUAUCGAUUCAUAUUCUGAUCUGGCUGCGAUGGAGUUUCAUCCGAGGGCCGAAGAGGGCCACGCUGACGAGGCGCGAGGUGACCAUAUUAUGGAUAGCCCGACGGUGGGAAACCCACCAACGCCUCAUUUCCGGCCAACCAGGGCACCACUUACGCCGGAAGCAGUCUCGCUGGCACUCAGAUAUAGCACACCCUACCAAGAAGAAGGAGGCCUCGCCAACAGCCGCCACAACCCAGACCGGCCAAGGACCCCUCAGCGAAACGUGACUCGAGACGCCGUCGACGAGGGACUCGAAGCCGAGUCGUUCGUGAUCCGCGACGUGACCAACGUCCCGUGGCACUCGCGCAAUGACUCGAUCCCGCGCUCCCUCCACAGCCAGAGCACCAUCUCGUCGUCACCGCUGUCGUCGACCCACUCCCCGCUCCGAAGCGACAGCCACGAGCCCGCCAUCCACGACGGCUCGCCCGCCCACGCUCACAGCCACCUCCUCAGCGGCAUGGCGGGCCGCCCUCGCAACGACUCCCAGCCCACGACCUACGACCACUUCGGUGGUGUUGGCGGCUACGACGCCAAGGCCGUCGCCGCGCAGUGGCUCCGCCGGGAGUCCUCCGACGCGUCCCCGGCCCCGCCGGCCCGGGCCCCGUCACCGUCGCCCCAGCCUGGCAGCCUGUUCCAGAAGAUGCGCAGCAUCUUCGAGCAGCAGCAGACCGACGGCGCCAACGACCGCCCCCCGCCGCCUCUCCCGCUGCCGCUGUCGCCGCAGCCCCGCCUCACGACGUGGUCCGGCAAGGGCAACCCGGUGCGGUCGCGGCCCAUCAGCGGCGUGUCGUACAUACCCGUCCGGCUGACGGGCCCGCCGAGGGAUCUGGGCCGUGCCGCGGCCCACGUCGGGCUGGUGGACGGGGAAUACGGUGACUAUGGGUACAGGAUGAGGGUGGUCCCGGAUGGGGGGGACGACGAGGGCGAUGAGAGGAGCGGCUCUUGGCAUGAGGAAACGGCUCAGGAGGAUCGCAAAGGGAAGGGCGUGUUGCUGACUGGGAGUUUGGGGGAGAGGAGUUCGGGGAUUGGUCAGGCGCGGACUGUUAGUGUAGCGACUGUUAGUGCGGCGACUGUUAGUGCGGCAACUGUUAGUGCGGCGACUGUUAGUGCGGCGACUGUUGGUGAGGUGCAGACGACGGCAGGAAGAAGAUGCGACGGCACCCGGGCCGAGGUUGAGGACAGGCGGGUGAGCGUCCUCUCGGUGCGGACGGAGGUGUCCAUCGACGACGCGUCGUCGACGACGGAUGACUCGGACUCGGAGACGGCGCUGACGUCGGAGUGCACGGAGCAGCACGACGUCGCGUGGCCGGACGCGCCAAAGAAGCGCGGCCGCGUCGUCGCCGAGGCGGGCGGCGACUUCCGUCUCGCGUGGGUGUGGGUCGAGGGCUGGAGGGCGCGCCUCCGCAAGAGCGGCGACGUGGUGGAAAAGGCGCGGUGGGAGUUCCGGCUCGACGACGCCAUGCUGGGCCGCGCGCCCAACAGGAUGCCCGUCAUCGUCGCCAGGGUGCCCGGCGUGUCGGCGCUCAAGGGCUCCGAGGUCCGGGUCGUCGGGCCCGGCGAGGUUAGACGAAAAUCGGUGCAUUGGGCUUAG